AGGAGAAGACACAUAGAGAACAGAACAGGAAAAUACGUUUGUUAAAACGUUUGGGUGCCUUUAGAAGAGAACCAAAAAUAAGUACGCCUCUCAUCCAUAAAAAAAAAUCCACAAUUCUGAUGAAACCGCGUAGUAGAUUAAUUUCCCUUUUCAUUUAAUGGAUGCUAAUUGGGAAUAUUUACAUUGAAAUGCAAUUAGGAGUCUAUUAAAAGCCACCAAAAAAAGAUUUAAACAGCUAUGCUUCUCGUGGAAAGUUGGAAAAGCUUAGAGCACCUUCCAGAGCUGGGAAACUACAGAAAACUGAAGUGAAGAAGAUCAUGCAUUUUUCACCGUGAGGUAACAGUCCAGCUGUGAAGCUCCGACAUGUACGACGAAAACCGAAAAAAUGAUGCCCAGGAUGAGUAUUCAAACCCCAGCGGUGCAGAGGGGGGUGGAUUGGAGGAGGAGGAUGAAGAGGAAGAGGAGGAGGAAGAAGAGGACAGAGGUGAAGACAAGGACAAGGACUCACCAUGGCAGGACUCUGAGGACACGGAGGGGAAUGAAGGGACGAGGAUGAAGAGGACAGACACACUGAACUCCACCAGCAGCUCCACAGCCACCCAGCGCAAGAAAAGCCAGCAUGCCAAGAAGCAGAUUCAGGGCUGCAACACAGUGCAGCGAGCCCCCCGUGCCCUCUUCUGCCUCAGGCUCAGCAACCCUGUCCGGCGGGCUGCCCUGUCCAUUGUGGAGUGGAAACCUUUUGAUGUAUUCAUCCUCCUAGCUAUCUUCGCCAACUGCGUGGCUCUUGGUGUGUCCAAGCCCUUCCCCGAGGAUGACUCCAAUGCUACUAACCAUGACCUGGAGCAAGUGGAGUAUGUGUUUCUCAUCAUCUUCACAGUGGAGACUUUCCUGAAGAUCCUGGCAUAUGGCUUAGUUAUGCACCCCAGCUCAUACAUCCGAAAUGGCUGGAACCUGCUGGAUUUCGUCAUUGUCAUUGUCGGGCUGUUCAGUGUGCUCCUGGAGACGGUGACCCACAAACCUGGGGAGGUGCCCCACAUGGCAGGGAAGCCGGGGGGGCUGGAUGUGAAAGCGCUGCGAGCCUUCAGGGUGCUCAGGCCCCUCAGGCUUGUGUCAGGCGUGCCCAGUCUCCAGAUCGUGUUGAAUUCCAUCAUGAAGGCCAUGGUGCCUCUGCUGCACAUCGCCCUGCUGGUCCUCUUCGUCAUCAUCAUCUACGCCAUCAUCGGGCUGGAGCUCUUCAUCGGCAGGAUGCACAGGACCUGUUACUACAUUGGCACAGACAUCUUCGUGGGAGACGAGCCGGUGCCCUGUGCCUUUGCUGGCCACGGUCGGCAGUGUGUGGUGAACAGCUCAGAGUGCAGGGGCAAGUGGGAAGGCCCCAACGGGGGCAUAACCAACUUUGAUAACUUCUUCUUUGCCAUGUUAACCGUCUUUCAGUGCAUCACCAUGGAAGGCUGGACCGACGUGCUUUACUGGAUGAAUGACGCCAUCGGGUUCGAGUUACCCUGGGUGUACUUUGUCAGCCUGGUCAUCUUCGGCUCCUUCUUUGUCCUUAACCUCGUCCUGGGCGUGCUCAGUGGAGAAUUCUCCAAGGAGAGGGAGAAGGCAAAGGCACGUGGAGACUUCCAGAAGCUGCGGGAGAGGCAGCAGAUGGAGGAGGACCUGUGCGGCUACAUGGACUGGAUCACACAAGCAGAGGACAUCGACGAGGAGGAUGAGGAUGGAAACAGACGUGUCACUCUGGGCGACUUGUCUGACAAGAAGAGGGGAAAAUUCGGUUGGUUCAGUCAUUCCAGUGAAACACACGCGAGUCUCCCUGCCAGUGAGACAGCAUCUGAGACCACAGAAAAUAUAGAGGAGGAGCACACGGACUGCUGCGCAGCCUGCUGCACCAAGAUAAUGAAAAAUCGUCUCUGUCGCACGCUGCGUCGCUGGAACCGCGUGUGCCGCAGGAACUGUCGUGUGGCUGUCAAGUCCGUCAGCUUCUACUGGCUGGUGCUGCUGCUCGUCUUCCUGAACACGGUCACCAGCGCCUCGGAGCACUACAACCAACCUGACUGGCUCACGCAGGUCCAAGACAUCGCCAACAAAGUGCUGCUUUCGCUCUUCACCUUGGAAAUGCUGCUGAAGAUGUAUAGCCUUGGGCUGCAGGGCUACUUCGUGGCUUUCUUCAACCGGUUCGACUGCUUUGUGGUGUGUGGGGGCAUUGCGGAGACGAUCCUGGUGGAGCUGGAGAUCAUGCCCCCCUUGGGGAUCUCUGUGCUACGCUGUGUGCGACUUCUGAGGAUAUUUAAGGUCACACGACACUGGAAUGCCCUGUCAAACCUGGUGGCCUCCCUCCUCAACUCCAUGAAGUCCAUCGCCUCCUUGCUGCUGCUGCUCUUCCUCUUCCUCAUCAUCUUCGCCUUGUUGGGUAUGCAGCUCUUCGGUGGCAAGUUCAACUUCGAUGAAGCACAGACUAAACGCAGCACCUUUGACACCUUUCCUCAGGCACUGCUCACCUGUUUCCAGAUUCUCACAGGAGAGGACUGGAAUGUUGUGAUGUAUGAUGGGAUCACGGCUUAUGGAGGCCCACACUUCCCUGGCAUGAUCGUCUGCCUAUACUUUGUCAUCCUCUUCAUCUGCGGUAACUACAUCCUACUUAAUGUCUUCUUGGCCAUUGCCGUGGACAACCUGGCGGGAGGUGACUGCGAUGACAAUAAAAAGGAAGAUAAGAAAGUGGGGGCAGAGAAUGGAGAAGUGAAGGUUGAGGUUGAUGAGGAGGAGGAGGAGGAGGAGGAGGAACCUGAAGAGGGUGAUGAGGGGGAAGACAGGGGGGUACAGAUAAAUGUGGCUGACUUUGCUCCCCCCAAAGAGAAAGUCCUCCCUAUUCCAGAGGGAAGUGCUUUCUUCUGUCUCAGCAAAACCAACCCGAUCCGAGUUGCCUGUCACACCUUGAUCCAUCACCACAUCUUCACCAACCUCAUCCUGGUCUUCAUCAUCCUCAGCAGCAUCUCUCUGGCUGCAGAAGAUCCAAUUAGGGCCCACUCCUUUAGGAACAAUGUUUUAGGCUAUGCGGACUACGCCUUCACAUCCAUUUUCACAGUGGAAAUCAUACUGAAGAUGACCGUACAUGGCGCAUUCCUCCAUCAGGGGUCUUUCUGCAGGAACUGGUUCAACCUCCUGGACCUUCUUGUUGUCAGUGUGUCACUAAUGUCCUUCUUCCUGCACUCGAGCGCCAUCUCCGUAGUGAAGAUACUCAGAGUCCUCCGAGUGCUCAGGCCUCUGAGAGCCAUCAACAGAGCAAAGGGACUGAAGCAUGUGGUGCAGUGUGUGUUUGUGGCCAUCAGGACCAUUGGGAACAUUAUGAUCGUGACGACGCUGCUGCAGUUUAUGUUCGCUUGCAUCGGAGUGCAGCUUUUUAAGGGAAAAUUUUAUCGCUGCAAUGAUGAGGCAAAACAUACUCCAGAGCAAUGCAAGGGCACCUUUGUUGUGUACAAAGACGGCGAUGUGACUCAGCCCAUGGUGAAGGAGAGACUGUGGCACAACAGUGACUUCAACUUCGACAACGUCCUGAUGGGCAUGAUGGCUCUCUUCACCGUCUCCACCUUCGAGGGCUGGCCUGCCCUUCUGUACAAGGCUAUUGAUGCCAACGGCGAGAACACUGGCCCCAUCUACAACUACCGGGUGGAGAUCUCCAUUUUCUUCAUCGUCUACAUCAUCAUCAUUGCUUUUUUCAUGAUGAACAUCUUCGUCGGUUUCGUCAUCAUCACCUUUCGUGAGCAGGGAGAGCAGGAAUACAAGAACUGUGAGCUGGACAAGAACCAGAGGCAGUGCGUGGAAUAUGCCCUGAAAGCCCAGCCUCUGAAACUGUACAUACCAAAGAACCCCAUCCAGUACAAGUUUUGGUCUAUCGUCAACUCGACCGUGUUUGAGUACAUCAUGUUCGUCCUGAUCCUGCUGAAUACUGUGACUCUGGCAGUGCAGCACUAUGAGCAGUCAAAAAUAUUCAGUUACACCAUGGACAUCCUCAACAUGGUUUUCACGGGACUCUUCACUGUGGAGAUGGUGCUUAAGAUUUUGGCACUAAGGUUCCGGCAUUACUUCACCGACGCCUGGAACUCCUUCGAUGCACUCAUCGUGGUGGGCAGUGUGGUGGAUAUUGUGGUGACAGAGUUUAGCAGUUCCGAGGACAGCUCAAGAGUCUCCAUCACAUUCUUCCGUCUGUUCAGAGUGAUGCGGCUGGUCAAACUGCUCAGCAAAGGGGAGGGCAUCCGCACGCUGCUCUGGACGUUCCUCAAGUCACUUCAGGCCUUGCCCUACGUCGCUCUCCUCAUCGCUAUGAUCUUCUUCAUCUACGCUGUCAUCGGCAUGCAGACUUUUGGAAAGAUUGCCAUGCAGGACCACACACACAUCAACAGGAACAACAACUUCCAGACCUUUCCACAGGCUGUGCUAUUGCUCUUCAGGUGUGCCACAGGGGAGGCCUGGCAGGAGAUCAUGCUGGCCAGCCUGCCAGGGAAGCGCUGCGACCCAGAGUCGGACUUCGAGCACGGAGAGGAGUUCAGCUGCGGCAGCAACUUUGCCAUCGUCUAUUUCAUCAGCUUCUUCAUGCUCUGCGCCUUCCUGAUUAUUAACCUGUUUGUCGCCGUUAUCAUGGACAACUUUGAUUACUUGACCCGUGAUUGGUCCAUUCUGGGUCCCCAUCACCUAGAUGAAUUCAAAAGGAUCUGGUCUGAAUAUGACCCUGAAGCUAAGGGACGCAUUAAACACUUGGAUGUGGUGGCUCUGCUGCGGAGAAUCCAGCCCCCCCUGGGUUUUGGAAAGCUUUGUCCACAUCGUGUUGCCUGCAAGAGGUUGGUAGCCAUGAAUAUGCCGCUGAACAGCGACGGCACAGUAACCUUCAAUGCCACUCUGUUUGCUCUGGUCAGAACUGCGCUGAAGAUUAAAGCAGAAGGAAACCCUGAUCAGGAGAAUGAAGAGCUGAGGUUAAUCAUCAAGAAAAUAUGGAAACGCAUGAAACCCAAAAUUCUAGAUGAGGUCAUUCCCCCUCCGGAUGAGGAGGAGGUAACAGUGGGUAAAUUCUACGCCACUUUCCUAAUCCAGGAUUACUUCAGAAAGUUCCGUAAACGGAAAGAGAAAGGGGUGCUGGCAGAGCCCAACACCAAUAACUCCUCUGCCCUACAGGCAGGGCUGCGUACACUUCAGGACCUGGGACCAGAGAUGAGACUGGCCAUGUCGUGCGAUCUCGAGGAAGAGGAGGAAGAGGAAGGGCUCGAGGAAGACCAGGAGGAGGAUGAAAUUCAUUAUAAGAGUAGCGGCAUGUUUUCUGGCCACACCGACCCCGCCUCUCAGAACAGACGUGGUUCUGUGGCCCCGCCCUCUCCCAGCUCCCCCACCCCGUUCUCAGGUGGACCAUGGGGGGGAGGGCUCUCUAAUAGCCUGGCCCAUCAAACCUCUAUGGCAGCCUUGUCAAAAGAGCCCAAUGGAAAUGCGGUGGUGGAAUCAGAAGAGCCCAGAGGUAUGGAGAACCGCAAGGUUCCCUCGCACCGUCGGCGCGCUUCCACCAGAAACAGGACGAAUCGGCCACCUAAAGACACGCUCAACAGCAGAGUGCAGUACUACAAUAGAAGCUUCAGGAGAGACUCUGAGGAUGCUUGCGUCACUCCUGGUCGAAGGCAUGGCAGCUCGCAGGAAGCCAGAUGGGAGGAGUGCCCAGGGGAGCGGGGCUACUACGGCAGGGAUGAGGAGGCGGGGAGCGCAGUCUUCCGGGACAGGCAGCAGUACCCUGACACUCCAUGCAUGCACCCUGGGCACCGUGGGCAUGAGUACAAUGCACAGGUGCCUGGACAGAAGCCGCACGUCACUCACUAUGGCUACGGAGACUGCCAGCAGCCAGCUCGGCGACGCCUGCUUCCAGCCACACCCACUGGACGCAGGCCUGCUUUCAGCAUCCAGUGUCUACGGCGCCAGGGCAGUGCCGACGACCUUCCCAUCCCAGGCACCUACCACCAAAACUCUCCGCCCCACCAGGCUCGCGCACAGAUGUACGGCAGCUACGAGUCCCGCCGCAGCAGCACACGUUCUUCCGCCAGCUCCACGUCCUCAUGGGCCAACGCCAGCCCUCGGCGCAGCCGCCUGCUCUACGCCCCCCUGAUCCUGGUGGAGGACGACAGUGUGGGGGGUGGGCCCUUAGUGUGGGGCAACAAGAAGGGGGGUGAGGCCAGCCAUUCUGACCCGGCCAGGCCCGGCUGGUACUGCGGCCCUGGCGGAACAAGUGGGUCACAGCCCUACCGGACCUACGCCACCUUGCGGGUGCCGGGUCAGCUCAGCCCACACUGCAGGGACAAGAGAGGCAGUGCAGACAGUCUGGUGGAGGCGGUCCUGAUCUCGGAAGGGCUUGGUAUUUAUGCCAAGGAUCCCAAAUUCGUGGCCUUUGCCAAGAGGGAAAUCGCUGAUGCCUGUCAGAUGACCAUCGAUGAGAUGGAGAGCGCCGCCAGCGACCUCCUGAGCCGCGGAGGGUCCGACGGGGGUGCCACAGGGGGGCUCCUGACCCACUCAGAUGCUGGAGCCCUGUACAGCGAUGACGAACCCGUGAGGAGCCGAGACGAGGAGGAGCUGGCUGAUGAGAUGACAUGUGUCACUUCAUUCUGAGAGUCGGCCGGGCGGAGGAGCUGGCCCAGGAUCAGCCGAGUGUCACGUACAGGCAGAGAGGGAAGAGGAACUGAGAAGGGUGGAAAGGAUGGAUGAGCAUAGAGUGUAUCAGAUUAACCUGGAAGAAUGUAGCAUGAGCUACACUCACUAUAUAGCACAUUUUUGUGAGGAUUAAUGUCCCAAAAUGGAUCUUUUAUCAAUGCUCCACUGCACCUCAUAUUUGUGCAUGAGUACGUUGUCUUAUCUUUUCAUCAAAGCUGAAUCGGUCAUUGCAGGGGCUCUGGCACUGACGGGUAACAAGCCCAGCAGAGCACAGACAGACACCUCGUGACUCCUGAGGGUCCUUCAUUCCUGCACCCCUGCUCUAUUCCAUUUCUUAGUGUAUUGUAUUAAGUUAUAACAGUUUUUCUGUAGUGGACUUUACCUUUCUGUUUGGUUUUCCCACACACUGUAGCAAACUACACCAUGUUAAAAUGCCAUCAGGAACCCUAGAGAUUUGGAGGGUGCAAAUGCCAGUUCCAUAACGUUUACAUAACGUUUUGUCUAUAAGAAGCAUAUUCGUGCUCUUUUACUGAAACUGAAGAAUUGAUGUACCGGAAAACUAAUGGAAAGUCUUUUACCUGGAACGUGUUAAAAACAUUCAUAUGCAUACCUUCAGCUACAGUUUUUUCAUGUGGAUAAAAUGGAGUCAAAGGAACACCUCCCUUUAAACUUUUUAUUGUCUGAAAAAUUCAUAAAACCCUCCGUAAAAAAGAAAGGAAAUGUGACAGUGUGACAUGGUAGUUAGAACUGAAGAACUGUUCAUUUAAAAGGAGUGCCGUUAAUGAAUCCUUGUUCAUUUGGAGAAUUGUAGAUGCAUACGUGAAAUUGGUAAACUGCUCUGUAAAGUACCUUCUGUAAGAUGUUUUUGAUGUACUUGUGAGAUGCCAUUAUAUUUGUA
This is a messenger RNA of Brienomyrus brachyistius, 7570 nucleotides long. It is a transcript of the gene cacna1fb, whose product is annotated as calcium channel, voltage-dependent, L type, alpha 1F subunit. Gene Ontology annotation, cellular component: membrane; voltage-gated calcium channel complex. Bases 364 to 6630 code for a protein of 2088 amino acids. The record is from RefSeq and is a predicted model, not a curated record. Gene Ontology annotation, biological process: calcium ion import across plasma membrane. The transcript has 48 exons. Lineage: Eukaryota; Metazoa; Chordata; Actinopteri; Osteoglossiformes; Mormyridae. Gene Ontology annotation, molecular function: high voltage-gated calcium channel activity.